AGAACUCCCACCAACCCGAGACCUUCACCCGCUCCAGCAGUGCGUUGGUCGCAAAAGUUGCCAGCAGGAUCUGUCUACUCACUGGGCGCACUACCUACCUUAUCAUUCACAAACGAGUCGCUCGCCAUUGAGGGAGAAGAGUCGAGUAACGAAACCACCCCAACAACUUCCACCACGCCGGCCCCUCUCACAUGUACACAGAAGUUCAGACGGCUGUAACGUUUUUGGCGAAACUUUUCCACAGCAAGUCCUCCUCUGCGGCCGUCACCCCAGAAAAGCUCGCUGCAUUCCAGCAAGCUCUGGUGGAACGGAUGCUGGAGCAUUACAAAGGUCACUGGGAUCCUCAAAGACCUUGUAGAGGAAACGCUUUUCGCGCGCUGUGCAUUCUGAACGGAUGCGUAGAACCUGUGAUCUCGGAUGCUGUUCGAGUGGCCGGUUUGAAGCUCGCAGAUCUCUCUUUCCCACCAGAGCUGGUAUUAUGGGUGGACCCACACUGUGUGUCGUAUCGCAUAGGGGACUUCGGUCAAGUCGUGACCGUGUGGGAAAACCGUGCCGUUCUCGAUUCGGAGGCUGUGGAAAUACCCCAUUUCUUCAAAGCCAAUCAUCGAACACGAUCCCCUUCGUUCAGUCGAGCGCAAUCGCAGACGCCACCACCAGCGCAAUCCCAACAGCAGCAGCAAUCACAAAGCCCGCCGCCGCCGAUGUCGCAGCAUUAUCAAUAUCAGAAAGCCGUGAUGGCCAACUGAGGCUGAUAUAGCACAACGGCCCUGUCACAUAUGUUUUUGAUCGUUUUUGUGUUUGUAAAUACCUGUUGUUUCAAUAUCACUUGAUAUGUCGAAUUCGAGGUAACCGCCAAGUCCGAAGGGUGAUUGUGAAGGGGGC
This is a messenger RNA of Fimicolochytrium jonesii, 882 nucleotides long. RefSeq lists its product as uncharacterized. Bases 192 to 746 code for a protein of 184 amino acids. The record is from RefSeq and is a predicted model, not a curated record. Lineage: Eukaryota; Fungi; Chytridiomycota; Chytridiomycetes; Spizellomycetales; Powellomycetaceae. Gene Ontology annotation, cellular component: cytoplasm; nucleus. The transcript is spliced from 3 exons. Gene Ontology annotation, biological process: negative regulation of cell population proliferation; negative regulation of mitotic cell cycle.